Messenger RNA from Lodderomyces theae, 1488 nucleotides. RefSeq names its product Fcr1p (gene FCR1). Gene Ontology annotation, molecular function: zinc ion binding; DNA-binding transcription factor activity, RNA polymerase II-specific. NCBI's taxonomy places the organism in Eukaryota, Fungi, Ascomycota, Pichiomycetes, Serinales, Debaryomycetaceae. Bases 1 to 1488 code for a protein of 495 amino acids. Gene Ontology annotation, biological process: regulation of DNA-templated transcription. The record is from RefSeq and is a predicted model, not a curated record. The transcript has a single exon.
AUGCUAUCCUCAAAUAUUCCACAACACUGUCCCGUUAAAAAGAAGAGAGUCGGUAAGGCUUGCGACUCUUGUCGCAUCAAGAAGACCAAGUGUGACGGUAAAAAGCCUUGCAAUCGGUGCUUGCUUGACAAUAAGAUCUGUGUGUUUUCAGAGAAAAGGAGGGUUAAGGAAAAGAUCCACCCACCGGGAUACAUCGAGUUGUUGGAAACAAGGUUGGACAUCUUGUCAAAGCUGUUUGAGACUUUAAUCGAGUUUUCUAGACCUCACUUGUCUUUUAUUGAUGAGAUUGUGAAGGAAGAAGAGGAGAAGCUACACAUAAAGACGGAGGCUCCUGAUGACGAUGCAUCCUCGCCAGAAUCAAAUGAAGAAUCUGGAAUAGCAGGCACCAUUCCCAUCAACAAGGUUGUGUCGUAUUUGAUUGAUCAGCGUGGAAUGUUGAAGAACGUGCCAAUUGAAUGGGAAGAAGGUGCAUUUAUUGCUGCUAAUUACAAUGGAGACAACUUGCAAUCUGCUUCAAAGUCAUUUGCUGAACACAAGUCAGAAAAGCUUGCAAUGAAUGAAGCCAAUUCACUAGAAAGACAUUCCUCGCCAGCUAUGAAACUGAUCAAUAGAUCAAACUCAGCCUCAUCAGCAAAGUCCCUUGUAACGAAAAAGAUCAAGGAGGAGCCGGUGUCUCCUGCUUCAGUGCGUAGCUUUUCAAGUAACUUCAACUUCAAUAACGAUGAGCGUUGGAUGUCAAAUGAUCCAUUGUUGUCUGAGGUAGAGAGUGAUUCACCACAGUCCAUUCACGAAACCCAAGAACAGAAGCGUCAACGAAGCGUCGAAUACGAUGGCCACAGCCACAUUCCCCUUACUGCUUCAUUGUUCUCCAACACAAACUACCGCAAUCAAUCAAUAAGCAAAAACUCUUCGGUCACAUCGUUGAAUAAUAAGUACGAAGCACACACUUUGUCUUCAGCGCCAAAUUCUUUGUCUUCGUCCACCCCGCCAUCAUCAAUCUUCACCCCCAAUAGCGCCACUGCAAAGUCCGCUCUUCGGAGGUCCUCCUCAACGCUUUCACAAACUCAACACAACAAAUUGAAAGGCUGUAUAUUCAGUCACCAUCACAACCACAAAUCGUCUCAUCAUACUCGUCAGACAUCGCUUGAACUUAACAAGAGAAGCAGCAGCUCCGAGGCCUCUCCUACAGGUACAGUGAAUCACAUGCCACCCGGAUCACAGUCUUUAUCUGCAAUCACACCACUUGCUAAUGGGCCCACAGAGCUUGACAAGUAUUACGAUGCAAUUGGUGAAGGAGUACCACUGCAGCCUUCAUUCGACUUAUCUCCCACGACGAAUGAUCAGUCGGAUACAGCAAUAGACGAAGGUUUUUACAGUGAGAUUUGCCGGGGUCCACUAAGUAUGCAUGGCCCUGGAGCAUUUGAAGUUUUGAUUGGUGCUUACGAAGACUCGUUUAUGAAUAACAAGCCAUUUUUUGGGGAAAGAUAG